CCUGUUUUCCCUUCCAGACAUACAGUGAGGAACCAACCGCUGUAGUGGAAUGAGCUCGGGUUAUUGAGGUUCCACUACGAUCGAGUCUAGUGAUACAGGAUGAGAACGUGGUGCACAUCAGUGGCGCUUUGGGCCACCCUAUUGGCGGUCAUCGCCACAGCCCAAGAAACCGUUCUUCCUAAAGGUGAAGGAGAGGGCAAUGAGGAUUUCGUGUUGGUGACGGUGGCGACAGAGAGGACACCGGGAUUCCUUCGAUUCAUUCGUUCUGCCGACGUGUACGGCCACUCGAACGUCCAGGAGUGCCGAGUACUGCUGUGUUUAGCUGAUGACGUCAUCAACUACGAUGGAUCAGUGGUGGUGGCG
Molecule: messenger RNA, 363 nt
Organism: Darwinula stevensoni
Lineage: Eukaryota; Metazoa; Arthropoda; Ostracoda; Podocopida; Darwinulidae
Source: the annotation of a GenBank genome assembly